UAUACAAAGAACAGAAAAUAAAGUCGAGAAGCAGAAAUGAAGUUCGAGUGCUUUUCGGAGAGAAGGAGGACCGUGAGGCUGUUCCAUUCCGUUUUUUUGAUCAUCUUCUUGCACACCGGGGUCCUUGGGGGGAGAAAAUUUCGAGGUGGGCGAAACCCACAACCACGACGGACACAGCCCUCUCCCACGUACCGGGACCGGGGCGAGGCCACGGAAAGUUUUUCCUUGGAUUUCACACCAGUUGAAGAAAACAUGGACAAUUUUAUGACCCAAGUCAAGAACCUAGCGCAGUCUCUUUACCCGUGCUCGGCCCAAAAACUUGACUAUGACAUGAAAUUGCAUUUUCUGGAGAAUACAUCCGUCACCUGCAACGACGGAACCCCUGCGGGGUACUACCUGAAAGAGUCAAAAGGAAGCAGGCGGUGGUUGAUAUUCCUCGAAGGUGGCUGGUACUGCUUUAACAAAGAGAACUGCGACAGCCGAUACCAGACGAUGAGGCGACUCAUGAGCUCCUCCCAAUGGCCGCUGACAAAGACAGGCACCGGCAUCCUGUCACCUCAGCCUGAGGAGAACCCCCACUGGUGGAACGCAAACAUGGUGCUCAUUCCCUACUGUUCGAGUGAUGUAUGGAGUGGAGCCUCACCCAGGACAGACCAAAGUGAUUAUGCCUUUAUGGGGUCUCUGAUCAUUAAGGAGGUGGUCAAGGAUUUGCUGGCCAAGGGCCUGGACAACGCCAAGGUGUUACUGCUGGCUGGGAGCAGCGCUGGUGGUACUGGGGUACUGCUGAACGUAGACCAGGUGGCUGAGCAGCUCAGGGAGCUGGGCCACACAGGGGUGCAGGUGAGGGGGCUGUCCGACUCGGGCUGGUUCCUGGACAACAAACAGUACCGCUGCACCGACUGCGUGGACACCAUCAGCUGUGCCCCCACCGAGGCUAUCAAGAGGGGGAUCCAGUACUGGGGUGGAGUUGUCCCUGAACGUUGUAAACAGGCCCACGAGGGGGAGGAGUGGAACUGCUUCUUUGGGUACAGAGUGUACCCCACUUUGAAGAGCCCUGUAUUUGUGGUACAGUGGCUGUUUGACGAGGCCCAGCUGACAGUGGAUAACAUUCACCUGACGGGACAGCCAGUGCAGGAAGGCCAAUGGCGAUACAUCCAGAACCUGGGCAACGAGCUGAGGAACACGCUCAAGGACGUUCCGGCCAUGUUCGCUCCAGCCUGCCUGUCACAUGAAGUGAUCACCAGAAAUUACUGGAUCGACAUCCAGGUGAAAGGCACCUCCCUGCCCAGGGCUCUACACUGCUGGGAUCGCAGUCUCCACGACAACAGCAAGAACAACAAGGCCCCGCCCAGGGGCUGUCCCGUGCACCUGAUCGACAGCUGCCCCUGGCCGCACUGCAACCCCACCUGCCCCACCAUCCGGGACCAGUACACCGGCCAGGAGAUGAGCGUGAUCCAGUUCCUUAUGCACAUGGGCUUCGACGUGCAGAAGAUGGCUCAGCAGCAGGGCAUGGAGCCGGGCCAGCUCCUGGGCAUGCUCAGUAGCGGUAGCUAAAGGGAGGGUGGAUCCCGUCUCCUCGCCCGGCCCUCUCUCCCAUAUUCUCACACCCAACCUGACUCCCAUUUCUCAGUCCGCCCACCCCUCUCCAUCCCAUGUCCCAGUGCCUGCCUCCACACCACCAUUUUGUCUUUGCAGUGCCCCAGGCCAGCUACCCUCUCUCAGCCUCAUUCUCAUCACAACUCCCGCCCAUGUGAAAAAUAGUAUGCUGGAGUUUAUUUGAAGUGUACUAUCUUAUACUUUGGAAUACUUGAAGUAUUAAUUGAAGUUUAUUCAAGUAUCCAUGUUUUUUUCUACAUGGGCUCUCCAGCCUUGUCCUCAAAUCCUAACUCCACCGUUACUUAUUUCCACCCUGACCGCACACUUCACCUUACGCCCUCACUCCAACCCUAACC
Conger conger (European conger) is the source of this 1952-nucleotide messenger RNA. RefSeq names its product palmitoleoyl-protein carboxylesterase notum1a. The record is from RefSeq and is a predicted model, not a curated record. Bases 37 to 1554 code for a protein of 505 amino acids. Lineage: Eukaryota; Metazoa; Chordata; Actinopteri; Anguilliformes; Congridae. Gene Ontology annotation, molecular function: hydrolase activity. The transcript is spliced from 11 exons.